Molecule: messenger RNA, 1260 nt
Organism: Erythranthe guttata (spotted monkey flower)
Lineage: Eukaryota; Viridiplantae; Streptophyta; Magnoliopsida; Lamiales; Phrymaceae
Product: putative glucose-6-phosphate 1-epimerase
Biological process (GO): carbohydrate metabolic process
Cellular component (GO): cytoplasm
Molecular function (GO): glucose-6-phosphate 1-epimerase activity; carbohydrate binding
Source: RefSeq, a predicted model, not a curated record
AGAAUACAGGGGUAAUGAAGUAAUUUCACGUGAAAAAAGCUGUAUCUAUUGAUUUCAGUUAGAGCGCAAAUUAGAUUCUGUUAGUAUAAAAGGUGUGAAGAAGAAGGCGGAAGCACCAUUUUCAAUUUUCUGAUCUGUAGCAGUUAUAUAAAUCAUCCCAGUGCUUCUUCUUCCAUCCAUUACACACACACACACACACACACACACACACUUAAUCGGGAAGUGAACAUGUCAGCGGAAUCGGUAUCUUCGUCCACGGCUGCUCCUCCGCCGCCAGUGCGGAGUCCUACGAUUAGAUUUACAGCCCCAGACAACCGCGGCGGCCGUUCCGUCAUUCUCAGCCAACCUGGUGGCUACUCCGCCGAGAUUCUGUUUUAUGGAGCUCAAGUAGUAUCGUGGAAGACUGAACAUGAACAAGAGUUACUUUUUCUCAGUGAAAAGGCCGUUUACGGACCUCCACACCCGAUUCGUGGAGGCAUCCCAAUUUGCUUCCCAAAGUUUUUCGACGAAGAAAACAUGGAGGGACAUGGAUUUGCUAGAAUCGCAGAGUGGAUUUUUUCACCUGAUACAGCCUUUUACCCUCCAACACCCGAUAAGGCAUACGUUGAUCUUGUUCUCAGACAUAAACCGGACGACUUCCAAGACUGGCCUAAUCAUAAAUUUGUGCUCCGUUUACGUGUUAACCUGGGACCCACCGGAGAUCUGACUAUGACAACUCGUGUAAAAAACGUCAACACUAAUGGGGAGCCUUUCACUUUCAAAUUCGCCUACCACUCCUACUUCUCCGUCUCAAAUAUCCGUGCAACUCAGAUUGAAGGAUUGCAGGGGUUGGAUUAUCGGGACUACCUGAAGGAUCACAAUCAAUUCACUGACGAGGCUGAUGCAAUCACUUUUGGAGACGAAUUGGACAGGGUAUAUCUGAACACUCCUCAUGAGAUCUGUAUUAGGGACGUUGAACUUAGAAGAACUAUUACCAUUCACAAAGAUGCAACUCUUCCUGAAAUUGUUGUGUGGAAUCCAUGGGAAGUUGAUGCAAGUUCAAUAGCUGAUUUAGGAGAUCAAGAGUAUAAGCAGAUGGUUUGUGUUGAGGCAGCUGCUGUGGAGACUGAAAUCACUUUGUAUCCGAACGAAGAGUGGAUCGGGACUCAGCGCCUUUCUGCAAAGGAAUAUUAACUGCCGUUUUGUUACUUCGCAGUUUCUAAACUCUUUUUUUCCCGUAUACGUGUAAUAUUCUUGAAUUGAAGAGAUUAAGAUCACCUA